GUCGGUUGCCUUCGUAACCACAGGUAAGUGCAAGUAUACCACGUACCACGAACACAAUCAGUUGAAACUUGACACCGCUCAUAUAGUGGUCGGAGUCGGCAUUGCGCUCGAUACGUUGAAUGCCAAUAUAGUUGUCGCCGUCUUCCCAUUCAGAUUGGAAGAAUUGCACUAUCCCGACAUUUCAAUUUCAGGGCUCGUCGGUUGGCUCCUCUUUCUCUACUCCAUAGGUCUCGUCGUCUCGACGCCAGUCAUAGCUGUGGCAUCUGAACGUCUUGGCUCCCGACGAGGCGUUAUGGUAGCAGGACAGUUCAGUCUACUGGGGUCGCAACUCUUGUUGAUGAUGGCGCCAAUGUUCUGGGUAAUGUGUAUCGGGCGGUUUUUGGAAGGCAUCGCUUCGGCUGUCAUUAUGACGGCUGGACUUGCUCUGAUAUGCGAUACAACGCCAGACAAAGACAUAGGAGGUCAACUUGGGAUGGCAAUGAUUGGCAUGCCAUUUGGCGCACUCGUUGGCCCGCCUGUCGGAGGGGCGCUAUAUAAGCGGUGGGGAUAUAAAGCACCAUUCAUUUUCUCGAUUCUGUUCACAGUAGUUGACAUCACAUGCCGUCUUCUGGUCAUCGAGAAACCGGUGUCAGACAGGAGUCUUGGACGACAUUCCUUGCCGAAGGAGCCGAAGCGCACGGAAGCAGUAGGGCUACAGCCUGUCCAGCCGUCUGCUGGCCUGUUCAAUGAGGCAAAGGAGCCAUCUACCACAGUGCAAGUCGUGGCUACUGCGCCGGUGCUGCCAGUGCGCGAAGAUACAGCGGCGAACAAGCUUCCAGUUAUCGACAUCCUCGUGCAGUUUGCGUCUUCGCCCCGGUUACUGACAUCCUUAGUUGUUGUGUUCGUAUGCUCAUUUGUCUUCUCUGCCGCGGAUGUGACAAUACCUCUGUGUCUACAGAACGUGUGGGGAUUUGACUCGAGAAGGGUUGGAUUAGCCUAUCUAGCGGCUAUUAUACCUACAUUAAUUUCCAAUCCCUUAGCUGGCGUUCUUGCCGAUCGGUUCGGUCCACAGUGGAUUGCUAUCCUCUUCACCAUAUGUGGCACUCCGUGGUGGGGAGCUAUGACUACGACAUUUUCUCUACCCUUCUUUAUCUUCUCCUAUGGGAUUGAGAACUUCUUUGUUGCUGCCGUCGCACCGCCUAUGACUGCCGAGCUGGCUGCUAUCACUAGAACUAUGAAGGGAGUCGGCUAUGCGCAUACCUACGGGACAUUCAACAUUGUAAUGGGUACUGCGAAUGCUGUCGGUUCCAUUGUCGCUGGUCAGGUCUAUGGGCACAGUAACAGAGGGUGGGACAUCCUGUGCUAUAUUCACAUAGGCCUGCUGGGUCUUGCUCUCAUCGCCAUGAUGACGUUCACGGGCGAGAAACCAUUCUUGCGCGGAGGUUCAUGGAAACUUGGCAAGCACGCAUCGAUCGACGCGGCUAUGGAGAACUCAGCAGAAGGAGAUCAAAACGGGCCCACAGCGUAGCGAAUAAGAAGUCCCGGAUGUAAACGAGGCUCACAUCAGUCGAUCUUUAUUUGUGUCAAAUAGUUCGAUGGUUAUGACGGUAAAUGCGCUGCCGCGCGAAACGGCAAUUUGUUGCACAAA
Messenger RNA from Rhodofomes roseus, 1627 nucleotides. RefSeq names its product major facilitator superfamily domain-containing protein. The record is from RefSeq and is a predicted model, not a curated record. Gene Ontology annotation, molecular function: transmembrane transporter activity. The coding region runs from base 293 to 1507 and encodes 404 amino acids. Lineage: Eukaryota; Fungi; Basidiomycota; Agaricomycetes; Polyporales; Fomitopsidaceae. Gene Ontology annotation, biological process: transmembrane transport. The transcript has 13 exons.